UGCGCGCCCCCGAGACAAGGCGAAUGCAGUAGCCUACGAAAAAACAAGCGAGCGGCGCCGGAGACACGAGAGGGGCGCAGUUUACCUCCUGCUAACAAGAUCUCAAUUUGGAGCGCACGUUUCACGCCCUGCUGGAUUGUGUUGUCACCGGAGACUGGUGUGGAUAUUCGCGGACAGAGACAAUAGGAUGCAGUGUAGACUCGGGUGUUGACUCGUCUGCAGACUCUCCACUUCUCUCAUCCCCAGGGGGCCCGAUUCCUGUGGUCCCCGCUCUAUCUGAGGCGGUGUUGGGACUACGCUAACUGACGCUAUAGGAGUACACGGCUCACCUUUGCUCGCGUUGCUCGGAUCCGCAUAGCUCAACUCCUGACUGAGGAGAGCGCGGCAGCUACAUCAUCUAUUACCAACUGGUCUCUCCUUGCCCCGCCCACACCAUCCUGUCACCAUGGUGCUUUCACAACGGCAACGAGAUGAACUAAAUCGAGCCAUAGCUGAUUAUCUGCGUUCCAAUGGAUAUGAAGGAGCAUAUUCCACAUUCAAGAAGGAGGCAGAAUUAGACAUGAAUGAAGAAUUGGACAAGAAGUAUGCUGGCCUUUUGGAAAAAAAAUGGACUUCAGUCAUCAGAUUACAAAAGAAGGUUAUGGAACUUGAAUCUAAACUGAAUGAAGCAAAGGAGGAAAUCACCCUGGGUGGACCAGUUAGUCAAAAGCGAGACCCCAAAGAGUGGGUCCCACGCCCUCCAGAACGGUAUGCGCUGAGUGGUCACCGCAGUCCUGUGACCAGAGUCAUCUUCCACCCAGUCUUUAGUGUGAUGGUGUCUGCUUCAGAGGAUGCGACAAUAAAGGUGUGGGACUAUGAGACCGGAGACUUUGAACGCACACUGAAGGGCCACACAGAUUCCGUGCAGGACAUCUCCUUUGACCAGACUGGAAAACUGCUUGCAUCCUGCUCUGCAGACAUGACUAUCAAGCUGUGGGAUUUCCAAGGUUUUGAGUGCAUCAGGACUAUGCAUGGACAUGACCACAAUGUAUCAUCUGUAGCCAUUAUGCCCAACGGAGAUCACAUCAUUUCUGCCUCAAGGGACAAAACCAUGAAGAUGUGGGAGGUGGCAACUGGUUACUGUGUGAAGACCUUCACUGGCCACAGGGAGUGGGUCCGCAUGGUGCGACCCAACCAGGAUGGCACUUUGGUUGCCAGCUGCUCCAAUGAUCAAACGGUGCGCGUGUGGGUUGUGGCAAACAAAGAGUGCAAAGCUGAACUGCGGGAGCAUGAGCAUGUGGUGGAGUGCAUCUCGUGGGCGCCAGAGAGCGCUUAUCCCACCAUACUCGAUGCCACUGGUUCUGAGAGCAAGAAGAGUGGUAAGCCAGGCCCUUUCCUCCUGUCUGGCUCCAGAGACAAAACUAUCAAACUGUGGGAUGUUAGCAUAGGCAUGUGCCUUAUGACACUGGUCGGCCAUGACAACUGGGUUCGUGGCCUCCUUUUCCACCCAGGAGGAAAGUUUAUUGUGACCUGUGCAGAUGACAAGACCUUAAGGAUCUGGGACUACAAGAACAAGCGCUGCAUGAAAACCCUGAGUGCCCACGAACACUUUGUUACCUCUUUGGAUUUCCACAAGGCUGCUCCUUAUGUGGUCACUGGGAGUGUAGAUCAGACAGUAAAAGUGUGGGAGUGCCGCUGAGUAGGACCUCCAAAGAUUGGACCAGCACCCCGACUACCCAGAUGGUCUUCUGGAUCCGCUCCCACCCACCCUGUCAUUACAGCCCCACCCCCAAACCCCCUCUCACCUAAGCUAAACUUCACCCGCACAUCUUCAUCUCCUUCGGCUGCACCUGCCACUAUGGUUACUUACCCAUUGCGCGCUCUCUGGUCUAAUAAUCUGCCCCCUCUGUGUAAAUUAUUCCUGGAUGUAGAUCAAAUAUUAAAUGUUACACAAAAAAAGUAUUCUUGCAUGGUAAUCAAAACUUGUAUACUGUAAAUUUGCAUAACGUCUAGAAGAACCAUAGGUUUAACACAGGGCUGGCCGUCUGUCACGCAGCCUUACUGACCAACCGAAGGCAGAUGUUUUUGAUGUAGGGCACAAAAAAUAAUUUAAGAAAUGACAGUGUCUUUAUGUGUAAGAUUAUUUUCGUCCAUUUUUUUUUAGAACUUUUUUUCCCUCCCGCUCUUUCUCUCUCCGUUGCUGUCCUAGUCUGAUGGUGCCUAGCUUGUUAAAACCGUUGAGCAAUCAGGCAGAAAAAGCAUAUAUGAUGAGACUGUCUGUCGGCCUUUGUUAUUGAAAUAAUCUGUAGCUUUAUACCAUCAUUUCUUAAGUGUGCAUACAAUUUCUUUUCAUGUGGAGCUUGCUCAUAUUUUGAUGGUUGUAUAUACCAUUUUUACAACAAUUGUCUUUGGACCUCGGGGGAGGGUGAGUAGGGGUGGAUAAACUGCAGCUUUGACUCUUGUCAUGGUGGUAUAUGAACAAAUAUUAGACUUUAGGUGAACCAUCCUAUUAAGAAUAGCACCGCUGAGCUAUUUGCUGAAGUUUGGUGGAGGCCGUCGGUGUGCGUGCCUGAGUGGAGAUCAGGGAUCACACAAUUUCUAAAUUUGAGCACUUGAUAAAAGAUUGGGGGUGUCUCUUUUGUAAGAUCGCUUCCUCUUACCUCCCUUUACCCCUCAGCUCCCAGCAAGUUUGCCCUGCUAUGGUGUUUGUGUAAUGUAGGAAGGAUGUAUAGACUAAAGAUACAGAGUUGUCGCUUGGGGCCUGUAAUUGCUACAAACAUGAACUUUCUCUUCCAAAAAGAGGAAAGGAAAAAGCAUGCUCCCAGGUUUGAUACUUGGAAUUUGCAACGAUAUAUUAGUUUCUGAUGGGUGUAAAAGAUGUUCAGCUCAAUAAAAAUAAGUUAAAUUGGUUUUCUGUGAAAAUAUGAAGUGUAAAUUUAGCUAGUUAAGCCAUUUGGCAGUUUUGUAAUGUGUCAAAGGAUGACCUGAAUGAAAGUGGGGGGUAGUUUUAGUCUAUUGAGAAAAUGUUAGCUGCGGACAUCCUAAGUGAUCUGCUUCAUAUCUUCUCUGUAAUAUAAGCAUCUCUACUGACAAACUCCCCGGACCAUUUGACAUGUUUCUGAGUGGGAUUCUUCUCAUGUUUAACUGGGAAGAACAGCAGAUAUAAUGGGAUAGAAAAAAAUAUAUACAUAACCAACCAUUACUUUCCCCUCGUAUGAAAUGAAUGAUCAAAGGCUAUGGUUCAUUUAUCUUGCACACCCCCGUUUCCACCAAAUCUUUGGACCUGUCAUAAUGAUCCAAAACAAAUUUACUGAUGUUGAUAAUUGCAAAAACAUAUUUUCCAAUUGAAGUUUUUGGCUUAUAAAGAAUUUGAUUGCUUCAAUAAAUUCAUAAGCUUCUUUGCUGCAGUUUUCUUUUCACCUGUGUACUGAAUGUGGUGCUUUGCUGCUGAAGCUCCUGCUCGCGGUGUAAAACAUGAUCUGUUGAUAUAUAGUGCUGCUGCAUGGUUACCUACAUCUGAGGCUGAGUUGUCUAAACACAUUUGAAGGUACACAGUGGCUUAACUGAGACAGUAGCAUGACUGGUGCUGAGAAGAGGAUGGCCUAGUAUGUUUAGACUACUCAAUCCCUCUCUUGAUGAACGGACUGAUUUUUUUUUUUUUUUUUUGUGGCUCUUCCACCAACAUCCCACCCCUCUCACCCCUACACAUUCAAAGACAGUGAGUCAGACCAGGAUGAUCCAAAGGAGAAAUCUCAAUUUCGAAGGGAGUGUUAUACCUAUCCCUUGGGUAUCUUCUGCCUGACUUGUAGUGGGAAAAUAGUUGAAUUUGGCACGAGAAUGACAAAGUAUUGUGUUCAAAGCUGAUACCAAAAAAAGUCAAUAAAAUCUGGUUUAACCAAGAAACCACAGCCUCAUUUGGUCCAGCAUUGUGACCAAUUUUAGAAAAAUAUGCUCGCACCCUCAGGGCCACACAAAGACAUGUCAGGCCUUAUUAUACUAUUCCUCCAUUUGAUUUUAAAUGAAAGAUUUUGAAUAGAAAAUUGAUACGACAUUUAGGAGCUCUUUUUCUAAGAAUUUAUGGAUCAGAGCUGCUGUGUUGAAUGCAAAGUUUCUCCUUUCCCAAGCAAUCCUUUUGCUCUCUGGUCUGGCUUCUGAGUGGCCUGACUGAGUUUUUGCUGUCUGUGUGUCAUUUCUGCCUCAAGUCAACCAGUCCUCUCUAACAUGCGUGUGAACCUCAUUGAGGGCUUCAGACUGCACAACAAGCUCUUACUUGAGAGUUCAUGAUGUUUUCACUAUUACGGUCUCACUCUUCACGCUACUGUUAAUAUACCUGGAUGUCAUUAUUGUUUGCAAUAUAAUAAAAACAAAUUGCAUUA
This is a messenger RNA of Hippocampus zosterae (dwarf seahorse), 4355 nucleotides long. RefSeq names its product lissencephaly-1 homolog. The record is from RefSeq and is a predicted model, not a curated record. Gene Ontology annotation, cellular component: neuron projection; nuclear envelope; kinetochore. Gene Ontology annotation, biological process: germ cell development; establishment of mitotic spindle orientation; vesicle transport along microtubule. Gene Ontology annotation, molecular function: dynein complex binding; microtubule plus-end binding. Lineage: Eukaryota; Metazoa; Chordata; Actinopteri; Syngnathiformes; Syngnathidae. The coding region runs from base 446 to 1678 and encodes 410 amino acids. The transcript has 11 exons.